Menidia menidia (Atlantic silverside) is the source of this 3261-nucleotide messenger RNA. The record is from the annotation of a GenBank genome assembly. NCBI's taxonomy places the organism in Eukaryota, Metazoa, Chordata, Actinopteri, Atheriniformes, Atherinopsidae.
AUGCUUGGAACUUCUUCUUUGUUUAUAGCGCUGAAUACCACGGAGGAGAAGGUGACGUGCCCGCUUGGAUAUUUCCCGUGUGGCAACCUGAGCGUUUGCCUCCCUCAGCUCCUGCACUGCAAUGGCAUCGACGACUGUGGAAACCAAGCCGAUGAGGAGAACUGUGGAGAUAACAAUGGAUGGCCCCAUCUUUUUGACAAAUAUUUCGGAAUGCCAAAUUACAACGUCCGGACCAAGUCGAACAUAUGCUUGCUGGGUGUCAUUCCUGAGUCGUGCCAGUGCCGAGACCUGGAGCUGGACUGCGACAGCGCUCAGCUUCAAGAUGUCCCCGUGGUGGCGAUAAACGUCACCAUGAUGUCCUUACAAAGAAAUCGACUUCACAGACUAAAAGCAUAUGGAUUCUUUAACUACCAGAGCCUGGAGAAACUAUAUCUGCAGCAUAACAAAAUUCAAGAUGUGAGUCCUGAUGCAUUCAGAGGGCUUCAUAACCUCACAAGACUAUACCUGAGCUACAACAGGAUAAGCGUCCUGAUGCCGCAUGUGUUCAUGGACCUGCACAAGCUGGAGUGGCUGAUCCUUGAGAACAACGAUAUCCAUCUGAUCUCACCCAUGACAUUUUCAGGACUGAAUUCCCUCGUUUUACUGGUUUUGUUGAACAACUCAUUGACGAGGUUAGAUGACAUCUGUCGAGAAAUGCCCAAACUGAACUGGCUGGAUUUAGAGGGAAAUCUCAUUGAAAUGAUUGGAAACGUCUCCCUCCGCUCCUGUAGCAUGUUGACAGUUCUAGUUUUGCAGAGAAACAAGAUAAGCUACAUACACGAGCAGGCUUUCUCUGUCCUCCGAAAGCUUGGAGAGUUGGAUCUAUCCAACAACAGGCUUGUGGUAAUACCACCCAAUUUAUUUUUCUUACUGGAGGAUUUGCUCCAACUCAAUAUUUCCUUCAAUCCCAUCAUGGAACUUCAAGUUUACCACUUUGACAAGUUACAUAAAUUAAAAUCCUUGAGCAUAGAGGGGAUAGAAAUUGAUAAUAUACAACGCAGGAUGUUUGAGCCCCUUAAAUAUCUAACGCACAUCUAUUUCAAGAAGUUCCAGUACUGUGGCUAUGCCCCUCACGUGCGCAGCUGCAAGCCCAACACUGACGGCAUCUCGUCUUUUGAGAACCUGCUGGCCAACAUCGUGCUGAGGGUCUUUGUUUGGGUGGUGUCGGCCACCACCUGCUUCGGGAACAUCUUCGUCAUAUGUAUGCGCUCCUACAUCCGCUCAGAGAACAAGCUGCACGCCAUGUGCAUCAUCUCCCUCUGCUGUGCAGACGGGCUUAUGGGGAUUUACCUCUUCAUGAUUGGCGCGUACGACUUGAAGUUUCGAGGGGAGUACAAUCGGCACGCUCAGGCCUGGAUGGACAGCAGUCAGUGUCAGGUCAUCGGCUCUUUGGCCAUGCUGUCCACCGAAGUAUCUGUGCUGCUCCUCACCUAUCUCACUCUGGAGAAGUACAUCUGCAUCGUUUACCCUUUCCAGUACUUGACUCCGGGCUGGCGACGAACUGUUACCAUCCUCCUCGGGAUCUGGGUGUUCGGCUUUAUCGUGGCCUUUCUGCCUCUCGUGUGCAAGGGCUUGUUCCGCAACUUUUAUGGCACAAAUGGAGUCUGUUUUCCUUUGCAUUCUGAGCAGCCGGAGACAGCUUGGGCUCACGUUUACUCCAUCGUCAUUUUCCUGGGUCUCAAUCUGGUGGCGUUCCUCAUUAUUGUGUUUUCCUAUGCAAGCAUGUUUUAUAACAUCCAGAGGACGGGCACUCAGACCACUAAGUACAGCAACCACAUUAAAAAGGAGGUCACCAUUGCCAAACGGUUCUUCUCUAUCGUCAUAACCGACUCCCUCUGCUGGAUCCCCAUCUUCAUCCUCAAGAUCUUGUCAUUAAUGCAAGUGGAGAUUCCAGGCACUAUCAGCUCGUGGGUUGUGAUCUUUAUUCUGCCCAUCAACAGCGCCCUGAACCCCAUCCUUUACACACUUACCACGCGGCCUUUCAAAGAGACCAUUCUGCAGGUGUGGGCUAACUACCGGCAGAAAAGACCCCUGCUCAGCGGCCAUCCCCCUCACCAACAGUCGCUCACUUGGCAGGAAAUGUGGCCCCUGCAGGAAAACAGCCAAGUGGUCGGCCCGGGAAACCCGCUGGAAACCACGGACGCCUCGGCCAAGCUCACCCCCGUGGAGAAUGCCAACGAUGGAUAUAGUGACACUGCCACGUGCAGAAAACAGCCGAAGCAGCACGCGGUGCUGUCCGUGUGCUCGCAGAAACAAACGGUGCCGCACACUCUCACGCACAUCCACACGUUCACGCCGACAAAUGAACUCCUCUAACCACCCACCUAAAAUGUCCGCGAGUGAUUCGAGGCCAGUUAAAAUGGUUAAUGCCCAUUCGUGUCAGAAACUCAUAUCAUAAACAUUCACUGUAGUCCUUUAAUGGGUCUGGAUUUCUUCUUUAUAGUGAAAAAGUAGUAUUUAUUUCAUCUUUUCUAAAUGAAGUGAGCUGUAUGUGUUACCCAUGCUGCAACAAAACAGUGAAGGUAUAAGGCACAUAGAUCUUCAGACGAUGAGAACUGAACAUUUCUCUUCAUUUAAGCAACCACAGCUCUAUGAAGUAUAAAGCCUAGGGACUCAAUGCACAUGUUGUCUGUGAAUGUGUGAUACAGAAAACAAUGAUGUCUAUAUGUGGCUAAAAAGACAAAGAUUUACAAAAGUGACAACAAAAAUUAAGAGGGUUUAGUUUAAAUUUAAGUCUGUGCGUGUAUAUAUUCUGGAGGGGGGGGAUUUCUGUGGAGGAUUACUGGCAGAAGAGAUGAGAAGCAUUUUUAGAUUAGUUUGACCAUAAAUGAUGAGUUGAUGGUAAACAAGAGGAGAUUGCUAAUGUGCAACGUUUGGGUCUAUCUUUCUUAACUGAGCUUGAAACGCCUUUUUCGCCUCUAUUUAUUUUAGCCGCUAAUUUGGUAAAGUAUGAACAUGGUAAUUUGUUGUUUUGGAAAGACCCGACAAGGUCAGAGUUAAGAUAAUAAUCACACAUUUAUGCAGCACUUAGCAAGAAACAUCAUCAAUUGAAGCUUCAGCCUGCAGUCAUUCCCUGUGUUUAAAACAGUUCAGAUUUAUGAAAGAAGACAUUACUACAUCUAGAUUUUUAUAUAGAUUAACUUUAUCCGUAAUGGUAACAUUUACUGGCAGAGUUUUUUUAAAAUAUUUAUUUUAAUUAUAAAAAAGCUUUUGAAUAUUACA